Penicillium riverlandense is the source of this 936-nucleotide messenger RNA. RefSeq lists its product as uncharacterized. Gene Ontology annotation, molecular function: DNA-binding transcription factor activity, RNA polymerase II-specific; RNA polymerase II cis-regulatory region sequence-specific DNA binding; copper ion binding. Gene Ontology annotation, cellular component: nucleus. The transcript has 3 exons. Lineage: Eukaryota; Fungi; Ascomycota; Eurotiomycetes; Eurotiales; Aspergillaceae. Bases 1 to 936 code for a protein of 311 amino acids. Gene Ontology annotation, biological process: intracellular copper ion homeostasis; positive regulation of transcription by RNA polymerase II; intracellular iron ion homeostasis. The record is from RefSeq and is a predicted model, not a curated record.
AUGCUCAUCGACGGUCAAAAGUGGGCUUGCGAAGCUUGCAUACGGGGACACCGUGUGACCAGCUGCAAACAUCAUGAUCGACCGUUGAUUCGCAUCAAGCGCAAGGGCCGGCCUUUCGCCACCUGCUCCAUCUGCCAUGCCACUCCCUGCUCUUCGCCGAGCGAACAUGCCCGCGCACGGCGCGAGGCAGAGCUAAAAUCUCCCUCAAAAAAACCGCCGCACGCCAGACUCUACCCUCGCCACCCCAACCCGGCUGGCUUCCUCCCGAUUGCGCCGCGGCCGGACUCGAAUAACGGCAAGAACAAGAAUCACAAGAAGACACCUCCAAUCACUCGUUCCGCCUCCACGUCCUCGUCCGCGCACGUUUCGUCGUCGGCUCAGCUGCCCACGCUUGCGUCGUCGGAGCGCGCUGCGUCUAUCAGCCACGCUGCUCUCUGGCCGGGAGACUGGUCGGGUUCUGAGACUUCUGGCGCAGAGUCUCAGACGCCGCUCCAUCGGCUGUCGAUUACAUCGGAAUCCUCGGCGGGGGGAGCCCAGAUUAGCAUGGUCCAGCCGAAUAUGUCGUUUGCGCAGUCGGCGCCGGGGAUAUUGUCGCACCAGGACCAUGCCUCUUCUUUACUGCCCCAGGCGAACGUGUUUGACCCUGCCUACUCCCUCCUUCCUACUACUUCCACUACCACGUCUGUCUCCGAUGCUCAAUUAGCACAGACACUGAUUAGUCCCUCGGAGGGCAUCAAUCCGUUUGAUUUCCCGUUGGACCCGGCGCUGGCUCUGGGAGAUAGGUCACUUGGUUGUUUGGAUGACUUGGAUGUUGAUAUGACGGAGGGUUUGUCGGAUGAUACAUUUCAUGUUGAGGAUUGGUCAAGGUAUAUGUGGUCACCGGAGACGGGCUUUGAGCAUUUGGAUACUGGGUUUCCUCCGCCUAGAUCGGAGUGA